Molecule: messenger RNA, 5255 nt
Organism: Ostrea edulis (European flat oyster)
Lineage: Eukaryota; Metazoa; Mollusca; Bivalvia; Ostreida; Ostreidae
Product: dynactin subunit 1-like
Exons: 39
Coding region: 170-4156 (1328 amino acids)
Biological process (GO): establishment of mitotic spindle orientation; nuclear migration
Cellular component (GO): kinetochore; axon; microtubule associated complex
Source: RefSeq, a predicted model, not a curated record
ACAGGGAUCCACAAGAGAAAAUUUCAGGGACGUACCACCUCCUUGGAUCCACGCCCAAAGAGGUCGUUCACUUAUCAGUAACAGCUGAUAAAUAAAUCAACAAUUUAUAAAAAGGUGUCAUUGCACGGCUACACUGUGGCUAAUAGCUGAGUGGUGAUCUGACCUUAGCAUGAACGAUGAAGGAGAUGAGUUAAAAAUGGCAGAUGGGAAGUCCGUCAAGGUGGGAACUCGUGUGGAGCUGACGGACAAAGGCCUUCUGGGAACUGUGGCAUAUGUCGGAACAACGCUUUUCUCUAGUGGAAAGUGGAUUGGUGUCAUUUUGGAUGAUGAGAAAGGAAAAAACAAUGGAACAGUCCAGGGAAAGACGUAUUUCACGUGCAAUCCAAACCACGGCAUAUUCGUCAGGCAGUCUCAGAUAACAGUUCUAGAUGAAGGAACUGGAACUCCAGCAUCGAUUCCUGCCAGUAAACUUCCGUCGUCAUCAACUGUGAAGAAAUUUGGCCUUCGACCUCCAAGUUAUGCUGGAAAAAGUUCUGAGAAUUUGGUUGAACUGAGUGACACCCCGAAAAAGGCCCCCAGUGUGCCCUCUGACCUUUCGAAGAUUGCUAGCAGUAGCGGUCUCUCUACUCCUAAAGGUCGGGGGUCAAUGACACGACUACCAGGACCGAAAUCUGGACGUGAUAGCAGCAGUCGGGAAUCCACCCCCAGCAAUGAGAAUUUGGCGGACACCCAGAAAGGGAAAACAAAAGGGAUAGAGAAAAAGACGGAUUCAGUACCAGACUUGACCUCCAUGACACGUUCCUUGGACAGCUCGCUGACCACCGCUGGCUCUGAGGACAAAUUGUCCAAUCUACAAACCCAACAGGAGAUGGAGGGGCUCAAAGCCGAGAUUAAAGAUCUCAACGAGAAACUCGAGACACUGAAAAUUAAAAGGGCAGAAGACAAAACUAAACUGAAGGAGUUUGAGAAAGCCAAAAUACAGCUUCAGCAGUUGCAAGAGUACAAAAGUAAAAUGCAGGAAACACAAAAAGAUCUUCAACAGCAGCUGCAGACGGCCAGAAAGGAAGCUAAGGACAUUCAGGAGAGCUUUGAUCGAUAUAAAGACGAAAUGUCUGACCUCGCUGAGACAGUGGAAAUAGCAACACUCGAUAAAGAAAUGGCAGAAGAGAAGGCAGAAGGAUUGCAACAGGAAGUGGACAGUCUGCGAGAACGAGCUGAGGAACUCAACAUGGACCUCGAGAUUCUCAAGAAUGAGAUCAGUGAGAAAGGAACAGACGGAGUGGCAUCCGAGUACGAACUGAAGCAGAGAGACCAGCAAAUAGAGAGGCUGAGGGAGGCCCUGGUCAAAAUGAGGGAUUUAUCCAACCAGGAGAAACAGGAAGUUCAACGACUGACAAAAGUCAACGAGAAAUUCACGGCGGAAAUUACGAACUUAAAGAAAGAUAAAGAGAGAUUUGCUGGGGAGGUGGAGCAGCUGUCUCAACAGAUGAUUGACCUCAAAGAACAGGUGGAUGCAGCUUUGGGUGCAGAGGAAAUGGUGGAGACCCUCACGGACAGGAAUUUAGCUCUGGAGGAAAAGAUUCAGGAACUAGAGGAGGAAAAGGCAGACCUGGAAGCCUUGCAUGAUAUGAAUGAAGAACUGCAAGAGACGGCUCGAGAGGCGGAGUUAGAGUUACGUGAGGAACUAGAUCUGGCAACAGGACGUGCUAAUGAGUUUAAAAGGAAGCUCGAUGCCACAGCAGAAACAUUUGCAGACUAUGAGGCCACAAUCAGCAAAUUCCGAGAGCUAGUGUCCACAUUGCAGGACACUAUACGAGAUAUGAGAAGUAGACAAGCUGAGACAGAGCAAAAGUCAGAAACUACACCAACGAUUGAAGUCAUCGACUUCAAAACCAAGUUUGCCGAGACGAAAGCUUACGCAAAGCAUACGCCUACCAUGACCUCGACUAUAGACAUGGAGUUGAGAAAACUGGAGGUUCAACAGGCUAACAGACAUGUGGGGUUGUUACAGUCCUUCAUGGGGGAUAACUUCAUGAACAGGGGAGGUGACCAUGAUGCUAUCCUGGUCCUGCUCAUGAUUCCUCGCAUUAUAAGUAAAGCAGAACUGCUGGCCUCACAAGUUAAAGACAAGUUUGAGUUGACGGAGGAGAUCAAUAGAGACAGCGUGUUGAAGAGUCACAGUGCAGAGCAGAGCAGUUUCUCCAGUAGUCUGGUUCUGUUACUGAACACUCUACAGGGGAUCAUGAGACAGUAUGACUAUGCCUUGAAGACUUGCAAUGUGGAUUUACUACUGAAGAUUGGAACCCUCCUACCCGAGAUCAGUGCCCAUGAAACAUCGGUCGAUUACUUCAUUGAACUUCUGCGGAAAGAUCAGCUCGAUGAGACCAUAUCACUGGAUUUGCUGGAGAAGUCUAUUAGUUACUUCCAGCAACUGCAUUCAGUACAUCUGGCCCAAGAGAAAGUGGAUUGUACCGCUCUGAUGGCUGAUCAAGUCCGCCUUGUACAGAGCGCUACUGAAUGUGUGGGGACUGACAUCACCCGACUCAGGGUCCUUCUGAUGCCUGGACAGGAAAAGUCUGAGAUAGCCAUUCUCUUUAAGGACUUGGAGAAUUGUAACAGUGACACCAAAAUGUGUGCCCGAAAGAUAAAGAGAAGACUGCCACAAGGGGAUGGCUCUGCAACACCGCUGUCUUUUGGGAAAGAGGUGCAAGAUUUAUUAAUGGACUGCAGUAAAAACAUCACCAUGGUAACCAGGACAUUACACUUUUUGACAGCAGGUGCCAUGCAACAGGCUGCAUUGAUGACCGAUUCAUUAGCAGGAGGAAAGCUGGAGGAUUACUAUGAUUGCUUUGGUGAAUACUGGAAUUCAGAAGGCUUGAUGCCAAAAAAGAUGGAAGAAAUCGCAUUCCAGAUAUCUGAUAAAGUAUACGGAAAAGAUGACACUGGGCCAUAUGAAUGUCUCAGAAUGUCAUUUGGUAAAGUGGUUGGUACGAUGAACAAGCUGGCCAAUGCUAUGGAGAAUGGUGAAUAUGACUUUGAUGGGACUCAUGACAAAACGCCUGUUUCCCCAGUAGUACUCAGAGCCAAAACUGUGAAGGCACAAAUUUCGGAGAUGGACCUCAUGAAACAUAAGAUGGAGGCCAAAGAAGAAAGUGUGAAAGACCUUAAACUGCAGGUCAUGAAGAAGCAAGAAGAGGUCAGUGAAAUGCAGGUCAGGAUUGGACUCUUGGAGAAAAAACUGGAAAACGCAACAAAAGAUGGUGACAGUAAACUCGACAAAGUACAGAGGAAACAUGAUGAGCUUCUGGCUCAGCUCAGAAAGAAAGAAAAGGAGUUUGAGGAGACAAUGGAUGCUCUUCAACAGGACAUAGACACGCUGGAACAGGAGAAGAUUGAACUGAAAGAGAGGCUGAAAAUACUCUCCAAGAAAACGCUCAUAGAAGGAAUCACCCGACAGGCCACUCAGCCAGCUUCUUCCCCGGGGUCACCUGUCCAUUCAGGGGGAGGAUUCCCUCUUCAGGAGUCCCCCUUCCUCAUACAACAGAUGACAUCCCUAAGAGAGGCGUUGAAGUCUGUCAAAGAUGAAAACAUCAGACUGAAGUCAGACAAAAUAAAGGAACAGAUGGCCAAGCUUCCUCCUCUCAGAGUUCCCAAAAAAUCUGUAGUACUUUCUGCCAAGUCUGGGGCUGUAACGUCUGAGGAUUUACCCGAGGGAAGCCCAGGAAAAGAUGACCUGACCAAUCUCCGCAAAGACACGGCCAAAUUACUGGCGGAGGUGAACACGAUGUGUGCAUGCCCCAGAGUGAUUGACAUCACCAAAAGAAAACCAGGACAUGAGCCUCUGACAGAGAGCAGUAACCCAGCACGAGAGUUGGUGGCCAGAACUGCCCGACUGACCUUGAUGGAGAGGAAAACCCAACAGCUUCAAGUCCAAAUCACCAACCUGCUAGCGGCCAACAGGACCGGGGGUCAGGUCAGAACUGACCUGUCCACUUUUCCAACACCCGAGUUUGCCAGGAUGCUUCACGAGAAAAGUGCAGAAAGUCAGCUGAUCGGGCGCAUCUCCAUACCGACCAAGUCAGGACAAGGAGAGAUAAUCCCUCUAAAUCUUCAGCCUACCCGAUUAAAAGAAAUACAUCAAGUUUUUGUUCAUUAAUAUUGUGAAGGUGUUACAUUAUUUACAGUGGAUGACGGUGCAUUUUCUUUAACAGGAACAGAUUCUUCUAGGUGGAUUAGUUUUGUGCAAUAUCUUGUGUCCUACCUUCAGCUGUAACAAAUUAUGAAUGAUAAAUGUUGUGGUUUUGUGAUAAUUUAUUAGGCAUCAUAGUCAGUAUACCAUUUGAGCAAUAUAAUGGAAUUAGUUUUUAUUAUCUUAAAUUAUUCAAACGAUAUAAUUGAAGCACAGUUCUUUUGCCCCAAAUUCCACUAAAAAAUUUAUAAUGUGAAAGAUAUUUGAGACUGCAGGCUGAUUUUGAUCACAUCACGAAAAUGGCCUCAAUAUUUCCAGAACCUCAUAGCCAGAAAUAAUCAGUUUAUAAAAGUUUGAUGUUAAACUUUGAAAACUUUGCUUCCUUUUUGUAAUUUUGAAGAUAUGAUUUCACGAUUUGGAAAUUCCAUCAGAAAUUUUUAAGCACAAAAUACAGAUUGCUCAAACAGUUAUUAUUAUACACAACUGUCAUUAGGCACAUAUUUAAAUAAAUAUGGAGACAAUGUACUUUUAAUUUCUUAUUCAGUUGAGAUUAAUUCAUAGAGGAAGUGUUCAAAUUACUAAAAAUUUACUGGUACUGCUAAUGAGAUUUGAGAGAAGAACAAUUAAUUUGUAUUGUAUUACAUUGUAAGCUUUGCGUUUACUUAGGAUUUACCUGUUCUAAGAUUUACCUCUCCUAGUACUUCCUUUAGUGUUUAUCCUUUGUGGUUUUGUAUUCAAAACAAAUUAUUUUUAUUACAAUGUAUUGAAGUGUUGUGUUACGAGUUGCAGUUCACAAACUUCUUCAGUAUCUGAUCAACCCCCCCCCCCCCCCCCCCCCCCCCCCCUGAGCUAACAAUGAUUGGUGUACAGUAGAACUAUGUCAAAGCCCAAUACAGAAAAUUUGUAGAGAUUAUCAGGAUUAUAUUCAAAGGGCAGUAACUAUCGUGAAUCCAUUUAUAAAUUGCAGAGCCUGUGUUCUGUUAAAGAUUUCAGAUUCUUAGUCUUACCUUCCUGUGCUUGCAUGCUAUGUUUACUUGCUUCCAAAUAAACAGUGGUAUAUAAUGAA